AUUUCCAAAUAUAUUUAGCAAAAUUUAAUGAAAUUCCACCCUAAAUGCAUUGAUUACACAAGCUCGAGCAAUGGACACAUACUCUGUUGAUGUAGUGUAUCAAGCGAUCAGUGCACUAUUCCAAGGAAACAAUCCCAAAGAACAGGAAAAGGCCAAUAAAUGGCUGCAAGACUUUCAAAAAUCGAUCUACUCCUGGACCAUUGCUGAUGAGCUGCUGCACCAGAAGCGCGAUCUUCACGCCAAUUACUUUGCAGCGCAAACCAUGCGUAACAAAAUUCAAAACUCCUUCAGUGAACUGCCGCCACACACUCACGAAUCUUUAAGGGAUUCGUUAAUUACACAUAUUGGGCAAAUUGAUGAGCGUACGGAUAAUGUGAUUGUUACACAAUUAAGUCUGGCUGUUGCCGAUCUAGCGCUUUUAAUGGCAACGUGGCAGGAACCCAUCAAUGAUCUUCUCAAGAUGCUGGCCCCCCAUCCUGCUGCGGUUUGGCCACUACUGGAAGUGUUAAAAGUUCUGCCCGAGGAAAUAGACUCACGGUACUUGCGUCUAGGCGCCAACAGAAGGGAGGAGGUUCACAAACAGUUGGAUGCCAGCGCCGAGUGUGUGCUUAAAUUUCUGUGCAUGUGCCUGCAACGCGAAGAUUUGGAUAAGCAGCGCAUUUUGAAUGCCACGCUGCGCACCUUCAGCGCAUGGUUGGUAAUUCAUGCCUUUCCCUCAACGCUCAUCUAUGAUAAUCCACUCGCACAAGAAGCAUUUCGGUUGCUCAGUCAGCCGGAUACAUCAAGCAAAUUGCAUGACAAUGCCGCCGAAUGCGUUUGUGCACUAAUCUCGUGCAUUGGCUCAAACAAUAGCGAUUACCGCAACAACGAGUCGCAUGUGGAGGCGCAAAUCUUUAGUGCGGUGUGCAUGUUGGAGCCAGCAUAUCAUAUGAGUGUGGCGCACGAGGAUACGGAUAAAACCAUUAACUAUUGCCGCAUUUUCACAUCGCUUUGCGACGCCUUCUUCUAUGACAUGCUGUCGAAUGAGAACGAGCCGCACCACUCGUUGAAGGGUCUGGAUCUAGUCUUGCUUUGUGUGGGACAUUUUGACUAUGAGGUGGCAGAGAUUACAUUUCAUCUGUGGUACAGAAUAAGCGAGGACCUGUUUCAACGGUACAAUGACAAAUUGACAGCACAUUUUAGGCCACAUAUUGAGCGAUUGAUUAGUGCCCUCUAUCGUCAUUCACAAAUGGAGAGCGAUCACGACGGGCUUAUCGAGGAGAGCAACGCUUUCUAUGACUUUCGGCGCAAGGUUUCUGAUUUAAUUAAAGAUGUUGCAUUUAUAGUUGGCUCUGGAGCGUGCUUUAAACAAAUGUUCCUCAUUCUGCAAGCGCCUGAAACGACAUGGGAAUCAACAGAAGCAGCGCUUUUUAUCAUGCAAAAUGUCGCCAAAAAUAUAUUGCCCGAUGAGAAUGAGGUCAUACCCAAGGUGGUUGAGGCAAUACUAAAUAUGUCGGAGCAGACGCACAUUGCGGUGCGCUACACUUCGAUUCUACUGAUUGGCGAGCUGUGCGACUGGAUCGAGAAUCAUCCGGAGUCGCUGCAGGCAGUGCUUAAUUUCCUUUUGUAUGCGUUGCAACAAAAGAAUGGUUUGGCACCAGCAGCGGCUAUUGCGUUGACCUCCAUUUGUGCUGCCUGCCGACAGAAAAUGGUUUGUCACAUAAGUGGUCUUGUGGAAAUCGCGCGCAGCCUGGACAGUUUUCAAAUUAACAAUGAAGUGGCCAUUGGCCUGCUGAAGGGCAUCUCCUUAAUACUGACACGCUUACCGCGGGAGCAAUUACAGCCUGCAUUACGGGAAAUCGUUGGUUUUCAACUGCAACCACUUGCUCAUCUCGUAGACAGUUUCUCGCCCACGACUCCACUGCAAAAGGGGGAUCGCACGGAUCCGGUUUAUUGGAUAGAUCGCGCCUGCGCCAUUAUACGCCACACAAACCCCGAUGUGUCCGAAAGCGUUGAGCAUCCCACAGUUGCAAUAUUGAACGAUGCCUGGCCGCUAGUCUCGCGAGUGAUGGAUACGUAUCAGAGCGAUUUGAGAAUAAUGGAGCGCACUUGUCGGCUGUUACGUUACUCGGUGCGGAUGGUGCGGAAACAGGCUAUUCUCCUAGUGGAGCCGCUGAUCAAGCAAAUGGUCGUGCUCUAUGCGCUGUACCACCACAGUUGCUUCCUUUAUGUGGGCUCGAUACUCGUCGAUGAGUUUGCCAAGUCCAAUGAGUGCAUAUCGAUUCUCUUGGAGAUGCUGCAGGCCUUCAUUGAGCCCACAUUUAGUCUGCUGCAAUUGGAUAACGGGCUGCGCAAUAAUCCGGAUACCGUAGACGAUUUCUUUCGUUUGGCUUCGCGUUAUUUAGACUGCUGUCCAUUGCAGCUGCUGCGGAGCAAUCUAAUCACGCCCAUCUUUCAAUGUGCACUCAUUGCUUGCUCUCUAGAUCAUCGAGAAGCGAACUCUUCCGUAAUGAAGUUCUUUAACAAUCUGCUUACCUGGGGACGCACCAACAAUUCACGACAUGCCGAAUGUCGACCACUAGUCGUUGAGAUAGCCAUACAGCAUGGCGAUGCCUUAGUUGUUAACCUAAUACAUGCCUCGGUCUUCUCGCUGCACUCAUAUAUGUUGGCCGAUGUGGCCGAGGUUCUUAACGAACUGAAACAAGUAAUAACCAGUGCGCAGAUGGAAAAGUUUCUAGCACAUGCACUUGAGGCGCUGCCCAAAAAGAAUAGUGGGGGCUAUGUGACGGCCACUCAAGAGCAAUUAGACGAGUUUAGUAGCACGGUGUUAAGAGCGGACACAACUAAGGCCAUUUCCCAGGCUUUGAAGACGUUUACGCGACUCUUCCGUUGAUCUCCACGAAAGGAUAUGAGAAUCGGAGAAAUAUUAGCCUCAUUACGAAUUGUACAUUUUAUCGUUUUAAUGGAAUCAAUUAAAAUUAACAAAAAUGAAUGUUUGUUAAAGACAAAUAACCUAUGUACGUAUUUUUAGUUAAAUACUAUGACAUGACUUUAAUUUGCAUUAAAUUGUAAGUGAAUUUAAGUAAUAGAAAUAAUAGUUUUUAAAAUAAAAUCUAACAAUGACACAUCAAA
Messenger RNA from Scaptodrosophila lebanonensis, 3111 nucleotides. It is a transcript of the gene Tnpo-SR, whose product is annotated as transportin-3. Gene Ontology annotation, molecular function: small GTPase binding. The record is from RefSeq and is a predicted model, not a curated record. Gene Ontology annotation, cellular component: cytoplasm; nuclear membrane. The coding region runs from base 71 to 2872 and encodes 933 amino acids. The transcript is spliced from 5 exons. Gene Ontology annotation, biological process: protein import into nucleus. Lineage: Eukaryota; Metazoa; Arthropoda; Insecta; Diptera; Drosophilidae.